UAUCUCUCUUAGUUCAAACACAUCCUCGCUUUUUCUUUCACAAAGCUGUCUUUUAUCAUUGUUUGGCUCCCCACUGUCUUUCACACUCGGUGCCCUUUCCGCUUUUUAUUCCAAACAAAGUUUUUCCACACAAUUGACAAAUUUUCUGAAAUUUUACUUACUAAAAUUCAUACUAAGAUUGGGGACUCUUGUAAUCGAUCUACUAUUGUUCAUCCUCUUGCUUUUUAUUUCACAAAGCUGUCUUUUGUCAUAGCUGUCUUUCAGAGUCGGUGCCCUUUCCACUUCUCAUUCCAAACAUAGUUUUCCCACACAAUUGGGAAAUUAUCUGAAAUUCCUUCUCGAUCGAUCUUUUGUUCUCUUGAUUGAAAUCAAGAAGAUCAGAGAGAAUGGCUGAGAUUGCAGUAGAAUUUCUACUCAAUCACUUGACCAACUUCAUUCAACAAGAGUCAAGCCUCUUGGGAGGAAUAAGGGAAGAAGCUGAGUCCCUCAGAUAUGAAUUGGAGCACAUGAAGGAUUUCCUCAAAGAAGCUGAUGCAAAUGAAUUCAAUAACUCAGAGCUCCAAGUAUGGGUUAAACAAGUGCGUGAUGUUGCCCAUGACAUGGAAGAUGUUCUUGAUGAAUUCAUGCUCCACAUCGCACACUAUCAUGGGGAUGGAUUCUAUGGUUUUCUUUGUAAUAUUUGCUCUUUGAUUAAGAACUUGAUAGCUCGCCAUCAAAUUGCAUCUGAGAUAGGCAAAAUAAAAUCCAGAGUCAACAAUAUACAUCAAAGCUACCGACAAAGACUCAGCAUCUCUGAGCAUGGAUCAAGCUCCACCGUUGACAACAACCCAAGGUAUGAUCGUCGAGGUGAUGCACUUCUAGUGGAAGAGGCUGAGCUUGUUGGCAUGGAUGGGCCCAAGAAACAGCUGAUUGGGUGGCUUCUGGAGGACAGUCCAAGACUCAAAAGUUGUUUCGGUGGUGGGGAUGGGGGGUAUGGGAAAAACCACCCUAGUAAAGAAAGUCUAUGAUGAUAUGGAGGUGAAGAAUCGUUUCCAAUGUCAUGCUUGGAUCACUGUUUCUCAAUCAUUUGAUCUCAGAGAGCUUCUCAAAGAUGUAAUGCGAAUACUCUUCAAUGAAGCCAAGCAACCUGCCCCUCAAAGAUUGGAAACCAUGGGCAUCAAUAACUUGAAAGCGGAAAUCAAAGAUUUCCUUCGACAGAGAAGGUACGUGCUUGUUUUAGAUGAUGUAUGGCAAAUAGAUGCAUGGAAUGCUUUUAAAUAUGCAUUCCCUGACAACGAUAGUGGCAGCCGAAUACUGCUCAUGACCCGCAUUGUUGAUGUAGCUUCUACUGAUGACAUCUAUACCAUUGUCCUCGGAAGAGUCUUUGACUCUGUUCUGUAAGAAGACAUUCCGAGGCAACCACUGCCCUCAAUAUUAAGAGAAACUCUCACAAAGUAUCUUAGAAAAGUGUGAGGGCUUGCCACUUGCAAUUGUAACUUGAAAACCUUGAAACUUUGGAUCUCAAAAACAUCUAUGAAACUGAGUUGCCUGUUCAGACCUUAAAGCUCCAGCGUCUUCGUCAUCUCUUGGUGUACCGUGACUUUAAAGCAAUAGUGGGAAUAGAAGGUUUGUCUUCCUUACAAAAACUGUGUUAUAUUGAAGCCAACCGUGAGAAUGGUAGAAUUGUAAUGGGAGAGCUAGGGAGACUGACCCAGCUGAGGAGAUUGGGGAUUAGGGAGUUGAGAAGGGAGGAUGGGAAGGAUUUGUGCUCCUCUCUUGAAAAGCUGAGUAACCUUCAAUCAUUGAACGUUUUUUCUGUAAAAGAGGAGCAGAUUGUUGAUUUUUUAACACUUGUCUUCUCCUCCUGGGUCUCUUCAACGGCUCUAUUUGUGGGGACGUUUAGAAAAUUUGCCUCAUUGAAUAACUUCUCUUCAUAACCUGGUGAGAUUGCGGCUUGCGUACAGCAAGUUAAGGGAUGAUCCAUUGCAAUCCCUUCAAGAAGUUGCGUUUAGCAACUUCUCUAUUUCUGAUAGAAAUUUUACUUUUUGAGGCUUACCCCUUAGAAGGGAGGAAUUGUUAAUCGAAGCGACAGGGUUUCAGAAGCUUAAGAUAUUAAAGCUUUACCCCUUAGAAGGAUUGAGGAGGGUGAGAAUGGAGAAGGGAUCAUUGCCUCAUCUUGAAAAGCUGAUUAUUAGGAACUGUAAGUUGGUGGAAGAGGUACCCACACCCACUGGCAUUCAACAAAUAUUUAUCAGAUAAAUUGAAAAUGACACUGGAUCGAGACAAACAGGGUGGGGAUUAUUGGAAAAUAGCACACAUCCCCAACAUUCAUAUGUCUUGAACUUUCCUGGAGAGUCGUUGGGAAGGAGAUUAUGUAGAGAGAGAGAUAGAGGAGUCCUUGCAAAGUUGAGAUCAUUAGUAUUGAUCAGGAUAACUGAUUCGGAGUAUUCCUAGAAAGCAGUUGGGAAGGAAAUUAUAUAGAGAGAGAAAUGGAGAAGAGUCCUUGCAAACUUCUUGUUGAGAUCAUCACUAUCUAAUGUUUUUAUUUUAUUUUUAUGAUUAAGUUGUUGUA
Messenger RNA from Cornus florida, 2551 nucleotides. Its product is annotated as putative disease resistance protein At1g50180. The transcript has 2 exons. The record is from RefSeq and is a predicted model, not a curated record. Lineage: Eukaryota; Viridiplantae; Streptophyta; Magnoliopsida; Cornales; Cornaceae. The coding region runs from base 387 to 1007 and encodes 206 amino acids.